AAAGAAAAAACAAAACAAUAAAAUCCCAUUUCCCUUGAUAUCUUUCUUCUUCUAGUUCAUUCUUGUGGUCGUCAUCAAUGGCCACAAACUCAGCUCUCACUUGGCAUCCGUUACACCCCAAAACCCCUCUUCCUCCCCGCCACCACCAACGCCUGCCUCUCCGCUGCGGCUAUGCCGUCACCGUCCGCGCCUUCCAGCGCAGCGACAUCGACCGCUUCGCUCGCCGGGUGACCUCCGGCGAGGCCUGGAGAGACGCGUGGCGUAGCGCCAACGAUGGGUUUGAGCAGCUGGUGUAUGAAGCUAAGAAGACCGCUGAGCGUAUCGACCGCCAGUACACCGUCUCCCGCCGCCUCAGCACCGCUACACGUGCCGCUUCUGACCGCGCGCGUGAGAUCGAUCGGGAGCUUGAGAUUAGCGUGCGGUGGAGGGCUUUUAGUAUGGAUUUUAGAAGAAAUUGGCCGAGGUACAGGAAGCAGCUAAAUGAUUUUCUGGAUACUCCAUUGGGAAGAAGUUUUGCUACAAUUUUCUUCCUCUGGUUCGCAUUAUCUGGAUGGCUGUUUCGUAUCUUGUUUUUUGCUGCAUGGGUUCUUCCACUUGCUGCACCCCUUCUCAUUGGGACUGUUGCCAAUAAUUUUGUCAUUAAGGGGUCUUGUCCAGCUUGUAACAGGCAGUUUGUUGGUUACAAGAACCAGAUAAUUCGAUGUACAAGCUGCGGAAACAUUGUAUGGCAGCCGAAAGGGGACUUCUUCUCAAGGGGUGGGAAGGGCAAGACUACUUCGAAGUCUGAUGGAGAUAUCAUCGAUGUUGAGUUUGAAGAAAAAUGAUGCUAAAGAGAUUCAACCGUUGGUCCAUCCCGCCACACGAGCUCAAACAUAGUGUAUGACAAAACAGGAGGAUAGAUGUCUACUAUCAUUCCUCAUGACAUGCAGCUUGCUUAGAUCUUAGUAUUGUCUUUGAUUUUAUAUCUGUCUGUUUUGGAAGUGCUUUUAGGAAUUCUGCUUAGCAAUACUACUAAUUGUAUAUUAUGUUUGUUAGAAAGGAACAUUGAGAAACAAUGUGACUGAAGUCCCCCCUUUGUUCAUAACAGAAAUUUUCCAUUUGGUGGGCUUCCUUCCCUUAUGGUUUAGUGCUGAAUCAAUACAAGUGAGAUUAAAUGCC
Molecule: messenger RNA, 1158 nt
Organism: Pistacia vera
Lineage: Eukaryota; Viridiplantae; Streptophyta; Magnoliopsida; Sapindales; Anacardiaceae
Exons: 4
Coding region: 78-824 (248 amino acids)
Cellular component (GO): chloroplast
Source: RefSeq, a predicted model, not a curated record